AUGCAAGGUUACAACAAAGGAACAAACAGCAAAAGAACCCUUUCUCCUUCACAAUUUAAACAAAGAACGUCGGGAGAUAUAUCUCCCAUUGUAAGGGUGACACCGCCAAUCGCUGUUCAUCACUUACUACCACGAUACACGGCUACUAGUUGGCCACGCACCCUUACAUUUCAUGUGUUUGAACAUCGUGGCGGUGUGGUUGGUGUGUGGGGUGAUGCAAUGAUCGUACCAGAUGGUGGUAAACGGCAAAGUGCAGCGGCAUUCAAGUCAGAUACGCAGAAAUGGAGAAAUGGCCUGCUUCUUUUCUUUGGCCUUUGCGGAGGCAAGAGCUCAUUGUUAAAAGGUGGGCGACAAAUUCCCUGCAUUCGCCGCAUACCUAUUGUUCUUAAUAAUUUUCAGCUGAACUCACCACCACCCAUAGUUACCGUCAUCGAGUUCUCUGGCAAUCGAGAUGUUUUUCUUGUUUAUUUAUCACCGCCCACCGUCAAUGAUAUUCUAGCAUGCAUUUCUGUCGAACGCUGGUGGAAUUCCUUAAAUUUCACUUUUUUGGAAGCAGAUAGUCCUAACAUUCACACCUCCGGAUUUAUUUCGAACGCAUGUAUGAGAAAUCAACAUCAUGUAAUACAUAGUAGACUCUCGACUCUUUACAAUCUUUCGUUCCCCAGACAACAACAACGACGUCAAGGCCUCACUCAUUCUCAGAAUGUGAAACGAGUAUUCCUUCCAGAUUCCAUAGGUUCCUUUGAACGAUGGGUUCUAUUGAGCAUCACCAAUUAG
This is a messenger RNA of Acaulospora morrowiae, 777 nucleotides long. Lineage: Eukaryota; Fungi; Glomeromycota; Glomeromycetes; Diversisporales; Acaulosporaceae. The record is from the annotation of a GenBank genome assembly.